AGACCAGGACCUCGCCUUUCAAAGCGUCCUGGGUGGGAAGAACUGUUUAUAUAGAAAGGGAUUCCGCUGUAAACGCGCUAAUAUCUCGGCAGCCAGCGCAUGGCGUGCGCCCCUCACGCCGGCCAGUAGGAGCGGCCGUCGCUUGGUUCACAGCCUGACCUGCCCCUCGCCUCCUUCCCCUCCUCUACCAUGACCACCUCUGGACGCCUCAGCUUCACCGUACGCAGCCUCCUGGAUUUACCCGAGCAGGACACCCAUCACCUGCGGAGGCGGGAGCCCGAGCUACGUGCCCCCUGUCCCAGAUCCUGUGCCACCUGGCUGGGAUCCGAGCGCGGCAGCUACGCGUCCUCGGACGAGAGCAGCCCAGAGACCAGCCCGCCGGACUCGACGCAGCGGCCGCCGGCUCAGCCUGCAUCUCCGAGCUCGGACGCGGAGAAGAGGAAGAAGCGGCGGGUGUUGUUCUCCAAAGCUCAGACGCUGGAGUUGGAGCGGCGCUUCAGGCAGCAGCGAUACUUGUCCGCGCCCGAGCGCGAGCAGCUGGCGCGCGUGCUGCGCCUCACUCCCACGCAGGUCAAAAUCUGGUUCCAGAACCACCGCUACAAGCUGAAGCGCACGCGUGCGCCCGGGGCCGCGGAGUCGCCCGACUUGGCAGCUUCUGCAGAGCUGCGCGGCGCGCCGGGCUUGCUGCGCCGUGUGGUGGUACCCGUGCUGGUGCGCGAUGGGCAGCCGUGCGGGGGCAGCAGCGACGUGGGCACAGCCGCUGCCCAGGACAAAAACGGCGCUCUCUCAGCUGCCUCCUGCCCUCUGCCCGGCUACGCCGCCUUCGGGCCGGGCUCGGCUCUCGGCCUCUUCCCCGCCUACCAGCACUUAGCGACCCCCUCUCUGGUCUCUUGGAACUGGUGAGGCAGCUGCGGGGCGAGGGCAUUGGGCCUACCCCAGACUUUGUAGUACGCACGAAGGCAGGUGCAGGGGUGGGGCCCAUGACCAGGAGCGCUCCCCGGGCUUCACCACCCAGCAAGCUCAAUGUCUUUUGGCACCAAGGUCCCCUGCCCAGGUCUCACGAGCCAGCCAGCGCACAGGGAAUUUCCGUCAUAUUCCCCCGCGCCCCAUCUCCUCAUCUCCUGGACGGCCAGCCCCAAAGUUAGAUCUUAUUGCUUGAACCUUCAUUGUAUAUUUUUAAAAUAGCCAUUUG
Phyllostomus discolor (pale spear-nosed bat) is the source of this 1192-nucleotide messenger RNA. RefSeq names its product NK2 homeobox 8 (gene NKX2-8). The record is from RefSeq and is a predicted model, not a curated record. Gene Ontology annotation, biological process: regulation of transcription by RNA polymerase II; cell differentiation. Gene Ontology annotation, cellular component: nucleus. NCBI's taxonomy places the organism in Eukaryota, Metazoa, Chordata, Mammalia, Chiroptera, Phyllostomidae. Gene Ontology annotation, molecular function: DNA-binding transcription factor activity, RNA polymerase II-specific; RNA polymerase II cis-regulatory region sequence-specific DNA binding. The transcript has 2 exons. The coding region runs from base 190 to 903 and encodes 237 amino acids.